AUGUCUUCAAGACAUCGAUUAGACUUGGAUGGUUCAGGACGUGGAGAUCGAAAGCGCUCGCCCCCACGUCACAGAUCCCGCUCUCGCUCGCCACAACGUUUCAACACAAAACCACAAAUCGGUGCAAUCGGCAAUAUGAAAGUGGCAAUAAACCCCUACAAUCAACAACCCUAUUCAAAUAGAUAUUGGACAAUUUGGGAAAAACGCUCACAACUUCCAGUCUGGGAAUAUAAGGAGAAAUUCAUGGAAAUGCUGCGAAAUUAUCAAUGUAUAACAUUAGUGGGUGAAACGGGUUCCGGAAAAACCACACAAAUUCCACAAUGGGCUGUCGAAUUUGUGAAGCAGCAAGGAUUAGGACAAACCGCAAAAUUAGUCGCGUGUACUCAACCAAGAAGAGUUGCAGCAAUGAGUGUUGCAACAAGAGUUGCUGAAGAAAUGGAUGUUGUUUUGGGACAAGAAGUCGGUUAUAGUAUUCGUUUCGAAGAUUGUAUUUCAGAAAGAACUAUUUUGAAAUAUUGUACUGAUGGUAUGCUUUUGAGAGAAGCUAUGAAUAGUCCACUCCUAGAUCGAUAUAAAAUUCUAAUCUUGGAUGAGGCUCACGAGAGAACUUUAGCCACUGAUAUUUUGAUGGGUUUGAUCAAAGAAAUCGUCAAAAAUCGUGCGGAUAUUAAAGUUGUUAUCAUGUCAGCCACUUUAGAUGCUGGAAAAUUCCAAAAAUAUUUUGAAAAUGCGCCGUUGUUGAGUGUUCCUGGUAGAACUUUCCCUGUGGAGAUUUUCGUAAGUUUUUGCCGCUCAAAUUUUUUGAAGUUAUCCUAACUCCUUUCCAGUUCACCCCAGAAGCUGAAAAAGACUACCUCGAGGCUGCUAUUCGCACAGUAAUCCAAAUCCACGUUUGCGAGGAGACCGAAGGUGAUAUUCUACUUUUCCUAACUGGUCAAGAAGAGAUUGAAGAGGCUUGUAAGCGAAUCGACAGAGAAAUUCAGAAUCUUGGUCCGGAUGUGGGAAUUUUGAAUUGUAUUCCAUUGUAUUCUACACUUCCACCAGCUGCGCAACAAAAGAUUUUCGAACCCGCGCCGCCAAAUCGACCAAAUGGAGCUAUUGGUGAGCAAUUUUGAAUUUAAUUUUCAAAACCACGUGUAAAUGCGGAACGUCGUAAUUUUUCUCAUAGAAAAUUUAAACUUUUUUUCAAAAAUUCUGAUUCAAUCUUUCGGAAUUCAAAGUUUUUCCUCAAAUUUUCAAACAUUUCUAUUUUCGCGCUUUUUUUCUAUCAAAAUUCCAGCGUCAAAUUCAGAAAAUUCAAAUUUUCAGGUCGAAAAUGUGUUGUAUCAACAAACAUCGCCGAAACCUCUCUAACAAUCGACGGAGUAGUCUUCGUCAUCGAUCCAGGAUUCUCCAAACAAAAAGUCUACAACCCAAGAAUCCGUGUCGAAUCGCUUCUCGUCUGUCCAAUCUCAAAAGCAUCCGCAAUGCAAAGAGCUGGAAGAGCCGGAAGAACAAAACCUGGAAAAUGUUUCAGAUUGUACACUGAGACAGCUUAUUCGUCUGAAAUGCAAGAUCAAACUUAUCCCGAAAUUUUGCGAUCGAAUUUGGGAAGUGUUGUGCUGCAAUUGAAGAAAUUGGGAACCGAGGAUUUGGUGCAUUUUGAUUUUAUGGAUCCACCUGCGCCUGAAACUUUGAUGAGAGCGUUGGAAUUGUUGAAUUAUUUGCAGGUAGGAGAUUUUUUCUAG
Caenorhabditis angaria is the source of this 1727-nucleotide messenger RNA. NCBI's taxonomy places the organism in Eukaryota, Metazoa, Nematoda, Chromadorea, Rhabditida, Rhabditidae. The record is from the annotation of a GenBank genome assembly.